Sclerotinia sclerotiorum 1980 UF-70 is the source of this 96-nucleotide messenger RNA. RefSeq lists its product with no specific name. The record is from RefSeq and is a predicted model, not a curated record. NCBI's taxonomy places the organism in Eukaryota, Fungi, Ascomycota, Leotiomycetes, Helotiales, Sclerotiniaceae. The transcript has a single exon. Bases 1 to 96 code for a protein of 31 amino acids.
AUGCAGGAAAUCACGUCCGUUGGUAAAUUGUUGGGUUUGGGGGACACGCCCAGGUUUAUGCUACGAGACUUGAAGAUGAGAGCAUUCUGGCGUUAA